AUGUCGGCGCCGGCGUGGCUGAGCUUGCGGCGUGAUAUCUUCACCUUAAUUGUGCUAGCAUGGUUCGUGGCGGACGCUUUGCCGCGGAAGGUCGCCCCUGCUUACAUGUUGGAGCUGGGCGCUCUGCCAGACGUGGAGGAGAUGUUGCCGGAAGAGGAGCCGCCUAACCUCUGGGACUACUCGGAGCCGCUGGUUAAGAACGCAACCACGCUCGAGAACUACCCGGACCCUUUGGUUAACCCCAAGGAGUGCAACCGUCCGGGCGUCAGGGAGUCUUACAUCUGUGACCCCGAUCGUAUCUUGAGCGAGGUUGAGGCCGACCGCAUAGACGAGGUCUUGAGUCUCCAGCGAGACAGCUCCUCGCACCAUUGCGAGGGGUUAGGAGAGGUUCCAGUCCGUUUGGGAGUUGCCAUCAUCAAUUGGUUGCCAGAGGAGGAUAUGCACACUUUGGCCAAGGAGUUGCUGGAGCGUUGGCGUUUGAGUCACGAUAAGUGUGACGACGGCGUGCUGCUCCUGUUUGUAGUGAGCCACAACACCGUUGUGAUAAGCUGGGGAAAGGGAGUUGAACCCGCCAUUAACGCCAGGGCGGUGUCGUCCAUCUCGGCGAUAUGCCGCGACAUGAUGGAGAGGGAGAAGGUCUCGAUUGCAAUCGACCGUUGCACUUCAUUCGUGACCAAGCGCUUGACGGGCGUGAUUCUACCUUCACAGGAGACGAAUCAGAUGUAA
This is a messenger RNA of Babesia bigemina, 726 nucleotides long. RefSeq lists its product as hypothetical. The record is from RefSeq and is a predicted model, not a curated record. Gene Ontology annotation, cellular component: acetylcholine-gated channel complex. The transcript is spliced from 5 exons. The coding region runs from base 1 to 726 and encodes 241 amino acids. Lineage: Eukaryota; Apicomplexa; Aconoidasida; Piroplasmida; Babesiidae.